Saccostrea echinata is the source of this 1217-nucleotide messenger RNA. RefSeq names its product calcium channel flower homolog. The coding region runs from base 96 to 614 and encodes 172 amino acids. Gene Ontology annotation, cellular component: membrane. Gene Ontology annotation, biological process: vesicle-mediated transport. The transcript is spliced from 5 exons. Lineage: Eukaryota; Metazoa; Mollusca; Bivalvia; Ostreida; Ostreidae. The record is from RefSeq and is a predicted model, not a curated record.
UAUGUUCACCGGAAGUUUACUAAUCGUCAUGAAAAGAUGAACACGUCAAAACAGCUGGAGAGAAGAGACAGUUGAUAGACUGACUGGGGGUCAGAAUGCAGUCAAAUACACGUGAUGGUCAACAGAAGGGCGGUAUUGUCGAUACCUGGUGGUAUAAGUAUCUCCUAAGCGGCGUAGGGACACUUGGGGGAUUGUUGGCCAUAUUGUUUGGUUUGGUGGCUUGUAUCACUUUUACAGCAAUGUGCUUACUAGCAGGGGUACUUCAAAUGGUAGCUGGUUUUGUGGUGGUUCUACUUGAGGCUCCAUGCUGCUGCCAAUUUGUGGAAUUUGCAGAUAAAAUCAGUUCAUUCUCAGAUAAACGGCCUCCCUGGCAAAAAGCUGUUUUAUAUUGUCUACUUGGUCUGGUGCCUAUAGCAUCAUGUAUAGAAGCCUGGACAAUCUUAGGAGCGGGUCUCGUAUUUAUAGCAGGAGCAUUAUAUGGAUUGAAAGCAAUUGGUAAAAAGGGUGACAGGGAAUCUAUGAUGGCUGUAGCAAGUGGAGCAGACCUUGAAAUGAAAGUCCAGUUAAUAGACAAUGAGGAAAAGACAGAAUUACCUAACUCCGCAGUUCUGUGACAAAAAGUCUCAUUACAAAAGUUAUCUUGACAAAGUGUUACACAUGCAUGUAUGGGCAUUCAGAUUUCAGGAUAACGGAUUUAUCCCUCUACAGCAACUGAAAUAAUUCUGGAUUACAGCCAAACUCGGCAUCCACACAGAGAAUCCUAAGGGACAUGUAUCGUAAUUCGUUGGAAAUGUUUAUAUGAAGGGAGCUAAAUCAAUUACUAAAUUGAAGUUCUAGGGAACAAAUUUGUAUUAUUUUGCCGUCACACAUUUAUAGCGUGAAUAGCUUGACACAUUUUUGUUUUUCAAAACUACUUGUCUUAUUUCAGUCAAACGUCAGAAGACAGAACUUUGGAAAAUUUAAGUUUUAAAGAAAUAUACAUCCAUGUCCCUAUACAGAUAGACAGAAUAAAGAGUUGGGAGUGGAUUAAAAUGCUGAAACAUUUACAUGUGAUUUAUUUAUAGCAGAGGUUAUUUGUUAUUAACGUUUGCGUGGUAUUUCUCUGUGAAAAGGGAUACACUUAAUGGUGGGUCAUUGAUAAUUGUUAGAUGAAAUUUAUAUUUAUUUUGUUGAUAGAGUUUUAAGUGCAAUGAUAUUAAACAUUUUAUUUGAAUUAU